AUGAAGACCGGACAAUUGAUCGUUAUUCCGUUGUCAUUCCCGUUCAUUUUCAUCCCAUUGGUCUCGGCAACGGAUACGUGGUCGUCACUAGGAUGCUUUAAGGCAUCCGAUGUUGCAUCUUUAUCCUCCAAAGGCUCGUAUAUCUGGCAGUCCUCGGGCUAUUGUCAACAACAGUGCCCGGGCAAGAGAAUUAUAGCCUUGAUUAAUGGUAACCAAUGCUUUUGCGGCGAUAGUGACCCCCUGAACAAAGCGGAUGAAUCAAACUGUAACAUGGGGUGUACCGGGUAUGAUAAAGCUGUGUGUGGUGGUGAUGGCUAUUAUACCGUGUUUGUCAAUACUGCCGUGCCAAAUCAAGAAAAUAAUGAAGAUAGUAGCUCAAGCUCAAGCACAUCAUCAAGAUCAUCAUCAUCAUCAUCAUCCUCGUCAUCUAGUUCGACAAGUGCUUCGACUUCUUCCAGCUCUGCCUCUACUGGUGGUGACAGCACUUUGUCAACACAACAGCAGCAGUCUAGCACGACUAGCCAGUCUACUUCGUCGCUGUCAAAUAGUGCAAUCACCUCAACAUCAUCUCCAUCAUCUGCAUCUCAAACUACACCUCAGGCUUCUACAACCACGGCCACGCCAGUCCAGUCGAUAAUCGUUGUUUCAACCAUCGUAUCCGCUUCAGGAAAUGGCCAAUCGACAGUUUUCAAAACAGUGACUCAAACACCAUCUACUUCGCCAUCACAAACGUCUUCACCCAGUAGAAACGAUAAUAACUCACCCUCGCAACUCCAAUCCAACCCAUCUUCAACCGAAUCGUCCUCCGCCGCUGCACUGGCACACCAGAACCAAAACCAGAAUCAAAACAAGGGCACUUCAGGUGGUGUAAUUGCUGGGGCAGUGGUUGGUUCAGUUGGAGGCGUGGGCCUCAUUGCAUUACUAUUGGGAUUCCUUUGGUAUAGACGAAGAAAAAAUCAAGAAAACGACGAAUACGGUGACUACUACGACGAUCAGUUCACUUUGUCGGGUCCAGAAAAGGGAGCAAUCCCAUCACCUACAGCUCCAGCUCCAACUAAACAAGAUCCUAAUCCAUUCCUACUUGCCGGAGGAUACCACUUUGAUACAUCACAGCAACAAAAACAGUCACCAUCUCAUCAGCAACAGCGGUAUGAUUCUUCAAGUAAUCAUCAUCAUCAGCAUCACCAAAAUAAUCUAAAUGCUAGUACCCCGCGACAACAGCAUUCCCGUGGGCCAAGUGUAUCUCAAGUGGCAACUGCAGCAUUAGGAAGAGAUAAUACCAGUAAUAGCCACAGAUAUAGCUCUCUGGGAGGCACGAACUCAUACAAGAAUGGAGAUGACUUGCUCCUUUUCCAAGAUAACGCCGCAAGUCGCGGUAACAACAACAACGUUAAUUAUUCAUCACCUUCGAUUUCACCUAUUAACCAAUCACAACAUCCACCAAUGGUUCAUCCGUAUGGAUCACUACUAGAUAACGACGACGUAGAUGACGACGAUGAUGCCCGACAUUUACAUACCCCGCGACCCGGUUACACCAGGAGGAAAUUGAGUAAUGGAUCGUUGCCGGAUAUGAUUGCUCGAGAACCUGGAUCUUUGAAAGUUGUCAAUAAUUAA
Lodderomyces beijingensis is the source of this 1614-nucleotide messenger RNA. Lineage: Eukaryota; Fungi; Ascomycota; Pichiomycetes; Serinales; Debaryomycetaceae. The record is from the annotation of a GenBank genome assembly.